This is a messenger RNA of Fraxinus pennsylvanica, 1014 nucleotides long. The record is from the annotation of a GenBank genome assembly. Lineage: Eukaryota; Viridiplantae; Streptophyta; Magnoliopsida; Lamiales; Oleaceae.
AUGGACGGUUGGAACAAAAACGCUUCUUUCACUGCUUCCGCUGGUUCCAGCAGAAGUGGUGGUGGUAGAGGAAGAGGACUGGAGAAGAACGAUUGUCGGGAAAGAUCAAGAGGCCAAGGUGGCGGCGGUGUUUCUUCUGGCAAAGAUAAGAUUGAUGCUCUUGGCAGACUCCUAACUCGUAUAUUGCAGCACAUGGCUUUUGAGUUGAAACUGGACAUUAGGAAUGAUGGAUAUGUCAAGGUCCAAGACAUGCUAAAGUUAAAUCUGAAAACGCUUGCCGACAUUCCAUUACGCUCAUAUACAGUUGAUGAUGUUAGAGAGGCUGUCAGAAAGGACAACAAACAGAGGUUUAGCCUAUUGGAAGAAAAUGGGGAGCUUUUGAUACGUGCGAACCAAGGCCACACCAUAGCGACAGUUGAAACAGAGAGCUUGUUGAAACCCAUACUUUCACCUGAAGAAGUUCCAGUCUGUGUACAUGGGACCUACAAGAAGAACUUGGAAUCAAUUUUAGAACAUGGUCUCAAACGCAUGAAUAGAUUACAUGUGCAUUUCUCUUGCGGCUUGCCAACAGAUGGAGAAGUUAUUAGUGGGAUGAGACGAGAUGUCAAUCUGUUGAUCUUUCUUGAUGUUAGAAAAGCUUUGGAAGAGGGAAUGAAGCUUUACAUUUCGGACAACAGGGUGAUCUUGACUGAGGGUUUCAAUGGAGUGGUUCCCAUAAAGCUCCGGAAUAGGCCCCUAUUUGUGUUAUUUAUUCCCUGUUCACUGUCUCCCUUUGCUGCAUCCGUGCAUGCCUGUAUGAUUCUCCUUCACCAUGAAUCCUCCUUCAACCUCUCUCUGAUUUCUUUCAAUUUCAGGUCGCUUAAUAAAACUUUGGCUUCAACAAGUAAUGGGUUUUUGACUUUAUCAUGCUCUGCAAAAUGCAAAGACACUAUCAAGCUUAGAGAAUGUAAGUUCCAGAGCUCUAAAAUUGCAGAAUUAUUUUUGCUAUAUACUACUGAUCAUGUGUUAAGUUGA